Molecule: messenger RNA, 3747 nt
Organism: Lymnaea stagnalis (great pond snail)
Lineage: Eukaryota; Metazoa; Mollusca; Gastropoda; Lymnaeidae
Source: the annotation of a GenBank genome assembly
AGCAAACAUGGACGGAGAAGCCAUCUUAUUGCCAGCUGCAAAUAUUUCAAAAGAAGAUGACGUCAUCGGAGAAAUCCCGACAACAUUUUUCGUCACUAUUUUCACGUGAGCAAAGCCUCAGGGGCAGAUAACUUAAUCUCAGGGGUAGAUAACUUAAUCUCAGGGGUAGAUAACUUAAUCUCAGGGGCAGAUAACUUAAUCUCAGGGGUAGAUAACUUAAUCUCAGGGGUAGAUAACUUAAUCUCAGGGGUAGAUAACUUAAUCUCAGGGGCAGAUAACUUAAUCUCAGGGGUAGAUAACUUAAUCUCAGGGGCAGAUAACUUAAUCUCAGGGGCAGAUAACUUAAUCUCAGGGGUAGAUAACUUAAUCUCAGGGGCAGAUAACUUAAUCUCAGGGGUAGAUAACUUAAUCUCAGGGGUAGAUAACUUAAUCUCAGGGGUAGAUAACUUAAUCUCAGGGGUAGAUAACUUAAUCUCAGGGGUAGAUAACUUAAUCUCAGGGGUAUAAAACUUAAUCUCAGGGGUAUAAAACUUAAUCUCAGGGGUAUAUAACUUAAUCUCAGGGGUAGAGAACUUAAUCUCAGGGGUAUAGAACUCAAUCUCAGGGGUAUAUAACUUAUACUCAGGGGCAGAUAACUUAAUCUCAGGGGUAUAUAACUUAAUCUCAGGGGUAUAUAACUUAAUCUCAAGGGUAUAUAACUUAAUCUCAGGGUUAUAUAACUUAAUCUCAGGGGUAAAUAAAAUAAUCUGAGGAGUAUAUAACUUAAUCUCAGGGGUAUAUAACUUAAUAUCAGGGGUAUACAACUUAAUCUCAGGGGAAUAUAACUUAAUCUCAGGGGUAUAUAACUGAAUCUCAGGGGUAGAUAACUUAAUCUCAGGGGUAUAUAACUUAAUCUCAGGGUUAUUUAUUUCAAUCUCGGUGGAAUAUAACUUAAUCUUAGGGUUUAUAACUUAAUCUCAGGGGUAUAUUACUUAAUCUCAAGGGUAUAUUACUUAAUCUCAGGGGUAUAAUACUUAUGUUUCUUAUUUUUUCCAUAUCAAACUUGUAGUUUCCCCUUAAAUAUCAGUAGCUUGUAUCAUAUAAUUGCCAUACGUUAUUUCUGUCUCCUGGCAGCCACUCGCAUUAGUCGAAUCCUGUUUUGUUGAGGAACAGUGGUAAUUUCUUGUGCAUUGUCGGUGCUGUUAAACUUUCUAUAUCAACAUGACAUGUGAUGCAAAAUAAAUGUUACAGAUUUUGCAAAUCCGCUCAAGCAGCCAUGUUACUAAUGUUACUCACUUUACUUACCCUUAAUUCUCAAAAUAUCGUAUUCCUAUUCUAUUAAUACCACUUAUCUUGACCGCACAUGUCUCUUAAACCUUGUCCUUAUUCCAUACCUGCAACAUGACCGCAAACAUACUGCCCUAGUUAUUGGCGACCAACAGAAUGUACAGGCGAAGAGAGGCCAACUUUUGAAUUCUCUUGCAUUAAUUAAAUGUGCUAAAAUUCUGACCAGCCAUCAAGACUAAUUAUCUGCAGAAGCGAUAUUGAGCACGAAACUCUUGAAUGGCCGCUCACAAGACCAGCCAUCAGCAGUGAACAGACAGACACACAUUCAAUAAAUCGUAUAGUGUUAAAAGUCUAAAAAUUAUAAUAUAACUAUUUCAAUUUACCCUAAUUAAAUUUGUUAAAAUAAUGUAAUAACCAGCCAAGUUUUAAUAUUAAAAUUUUAAUAAAGUAAACAUGAUUGUCAAAUAAGCUAACCUCACCCCCCCCUUCCCCCUAGUCAACAAUUAGUUAAACAUUUCCACCAUCCCCCCUAUUUUGUUGACAUAAUUAAUGGACGUACCAUUAACUUAAAUCUAGUUAUUUUAAUCCAAAUCUUAUUAAUUUAAGCCAAAAUUUAUAACAUUUAAUCCAUAUCAACAGCUACAAGUCGGAUGACCCACUUAUAUCGUUUAGCAAUAAACUAUUUGAGUACUACUUACUGGCCCUGAUUGGCGUGGGAAUUCCCGGAAAUCUCCUCACGGCCAUCACCUUGCAAACCAUCCUCCCACUGAGCGUGUCUUCUCUUCUAGUGUCUGUGGUCGCCCUUUUCGACAGCCUGGCACUGAUAGCAAAAGUCAUCGAAAACCAGCUGCUGCUAUACGACGUUGAGCUGAACACCUUCGCCUGCAACGCCCUCACGAUGUUCUCUGUGUAUCUCUCUACCGUGGCCAACUGGAGCCUUGUCUUACUGUGCAUGGAGCAGUACAUUGCGGUUGCCUAUCCACUGAAAAAGGAACUGAUGCUGACCAAGAGUAGGAGCUGCAUCGUGUCCAUCAUCGUCUGCCUGGCCAUGUUCAUCGGUUUCGUUGUGGCGUAUUUCCUGAAUUCUGAUUGGUUGAUAGAUGCACUUCCAUGCUGGAUGCGCACCGCGAAGACACUGCAGUCGUACCUGAUCAUAGAAAAUCUCCACGUCUUUGCGCCGUACAUUCUGGUCUUUGGUCUCGCUGUGUGCAUUUAUGUCGGGCACGCCAGCUUCUUAAAAAAGCACAAUAAGAUCGAACAAGAAAAUCGCGUUGUUGAAUCCGAAACUGGGCUGGCGAGCUCCUCGAAAGAAGUCGCUGAGGUUGACAAAAUCUCGUUUGAGGAGAAGAUGACGCUCGUCACUCUGACCAAAAUUGCAUCCGGGCUGUUCCUAGUUUUGGUCCUUCCCUAUUUUGCAUACGUCAUAAUUACAUUGGUGAGCAGUGUCUACAGCAUCUAUUUCAUCAAUACGACCGACUGGAUGUUGUUCACCCACAUCCGGUCAGUGUUGCUGGACACAACGUAUGCCAUCAAAUUUUUACUCUACUGUGUCUCGGGAACAUUCAGGAAACAUUUCAGACACAGAAUUCUCUGGUGUUAACGCCAAAAUGAAAAAUGAACUUGAAAUAAGUCUAAAAUGUGUUCUAAACAUGAAUGUUUUUGGUUCGAUGUCAAUGAGUUUUCGUAAUUGUGUUUUUAUCUUCAGCAAAGAUCAUUUCGUACAUUCUUUUAGUAGAGUGAGAAAUGACCAAAAACCUAAUGAACGAUUCUUUUCAUGAAAAUUGUCUUGACCCCCCCCCCCUUUUUUUACAAAGAUAAUGAAAUAUAAUAAAGUAUAUCUGUAAGUAUGUGUUUGUGUGUGUGUAAGUAGGCACUUGGUGGGGCUGCUACCUGUGUUGCUACCUGUGCUGCUACCUGUGUUGCUACCUGUGUAAAGCGUCAACGUCCUGCUGCUGUGUAUCUGCUGCUGUGUAUCUGCUGCUGUGUAUCUGCUGCUGUGUAUUUCAAUACUCUUGCUGUCAUGCUAUAUUUGGAACUGCCUAUGAGACAGUGAAGUAAUUUUUUUUAAUAAAUAUAGUUUCCUCAUGAACACACAAUUCUUUUCUACUAGGUGGAUUUUCAAAUUCGUCAUUCGUCAUUUAUUUAUUGAAAAAUGUAAAAAAAAAAGCAUUUACAGUCCCAAAAAAACUAGGAUAUUAUUUAUUGUAUUCUAUAAACAGAAGAUCCGAUUAGUUGAAGGCGAUAGGUUUUCCUUGAAUCAACAUCGUAAGAAAAGGAAGGCGGCAACACAAUGUCGUCUGCAGAUCUGUUUUCCACUUAGAAGGGGGCAAUAUUAGGAUAUCUUCAUGAUUUAUGAGAGCUUUGCUUGAAUCAACAUUGCAUGUUAAUCUGCAAAAUCAAUUUUAAAAAUUACCCAUAAUUUAAAAUUAAAAGUUUAUUUAAUGCUUUCCUACUACUGUGCUGUGUGUCUAUGCUACAUUU